AAGAAAUUUUAUUAUUAAUUAAUCUUUAAUUCCGCUGCCAAAUCAUUAGAUAAAUAAAUAAAUAAAUGAUUUCCCCCAAUUCUUUUUCUUUUUACAAUAUGAUUUCCCCCAUUUCAGGCGGACGCCAAAAGGGAUUUAAAUCCAAUUGAAGCCACUCGUCCCUCUCCUCUCCUCCAUAGACAAUCGCACUUGGCAAUAAUUUUUUCACCUUCAGCCGUAUAAUUUAAUAACUCGGCCUCGUCGUCCAAUCAUCCUUGCUCUCUCUGCCUUUUCCAUCGCUAUCUCGCUCUGCUCUCUUCUCCAAUAAAGGAGAGAAAAAUAAUUCUGGGGGGGAGAGAGAGAAGUGGAAGCAAGAAAGAGUUCGACGCAGUGGUCAAUAAGAAGAACCAGAAGAGAAGGAAGAGGUAGUGAGGCAGUGGAUUACGCAACAAAGUCGUCGCCUUUGCUCUCGCGUGUGGCGAUCGUCGUCGUGUAGUGUAAACUAAUCCCUCUCUUUCUUCUGGGCUCUCUUUGCUUUUUAUGCUGGGUUUCUGCUGCUGGACUAUUUUACGGUUCCCUCGUUCGUUGAUCGCUGCCCCACUCUCCCUUUUUCGUGUUUUCUCUAUUGGGGUUUGUUUUUCCUUCUCCUUUUUCGGAGGUGUUUUUCAGCCUGUCGGUUUCGAUGAAUGCUGGUUUCUAUUGAACUGGGGUUUGGUGUUUGCCAAAAAAAGGGUUUGUAAGAGGGUUUGUGAAUUGAGGGAGAAUCGGAAGUAUGCAGUGAAGUUUUUGCUGUUUCCAGGCCAUGUAGGAACUGGGUUCUUGCUUUGGUGUGCUGAAAUUAUAUGGUGGCAAUUUGGGAGAGAGAAAGAUUCUUCCUUCCCCAUUAUUCGUUGUACAAUAAGGCACCUGCCUCGUGUCUUUUCUGAACCACGUAAAUAGUUAAUUUUGCUUCCUGCCCGUUUUAUUGUCUCUCGUUCCCUUUCUGGUUUCAGAUCAAUUUAACUGCUCUUCCUGCCAACAGGUGCAUGUGCUUCCUUUUCCUUGCUUGCUUCGACUGUCUCAUCCUAGCUUUCUGAGUUUGCAGCUCUUGCUGAUGUAUGUGCUUUAGGUCGCUUGUGAUGAUUUUAGAAAUUAGUUUAAAGAUUUAGGAUUUGAUUCGGAGCCAAGUUAGGUGAGUUGCUUUUGCAUUGGUUCGUUUGAGGGUUUAUGGUUGGGAGUUUUGUACUAUUGUGGACAUGCUUUGCAUGAGUUGUUUACCACCUAGCAUGUAUGAUCAGUGGUUUCUGCCGGGUAACUGGGUUGAGGAUCAUAGUUGAUAAGAAACUGUAUGAAUAAAAUCACUAUUACUACUAUUUUAAUGUUACUUUCUUCUUGUUGUUUUUGUACGCUGAUAAACAAAUUAUACCCUCCUUUUCUUUUGAUUUCUAAAAGUAUGUGUAUGAGCUUUACAUAACAGUUUAUACCCUGGUAAUUUGUUAAUCUGAACAACUGCAUGUGAUUGUUCGUUCUUAUCAGCUAGUCAAUGCAAUGAAGCAGCAUUCACAUAGCUUCUAUCCUGGUAGUUCUUUAUGGAGGAUAUUUCACGUUUUAUAAUGAUUGUGGAAGAAGUGGUGUCGCUCUAAUCCAAUCUUAUUUGCCAUCUUCAUCAGGUCCCACUAUGAUUCAGCCUGUGAAUAUAAGUAAACCUGUGGGGAAUGGUGCAUACGGAAUUUUUUCUGGAUCUGAUACCCGCAAUACAGCAAGCGAUGCUGCCCUCUUCUCUAGCUCUUUACCUGUUCUACCACACGAGAAGUUGAAUUUGGAAGAGACAGAUCAUGGUGACCAGUCAGUUGAUGAUGUCUCUGCUGGUUCUGAAACACUUAAUCAAAAUGGGGAGAACGCUGAUAUACUUCAAAAUGAUGAAGCUCAUGUUGCUGGUACCCUGCUUCCUGAUGACGAGGAUGAGCUUUUAGCUGGAAUAAUGGAUGAUCUCGAUCUGUCUAGGUUACCAUUAUCUCUUGAAGACCUCGAUGAUUAUGAUCUUUUUGGCAGUGGAGGAGGAAUGGAACUGGAAAUGGACUUGCAGGAAAACAUGAGCUUUGGUCUUUCGAAGUUCAACUUGUCUGAUGGUAUUGCUGGGAAUGGAAUUCCUCAGUAUGGUCUUCCUAGUAGUGUUGGAACAGUUGCAGGUGAACAUCCAUAUGGUGAGCACCCUUCAAGAACACUAUUUGUCCGAAACAUUAACAGUAAUGUUGAGGAUUCUGAACUCAGGGCUCUGUUUGAGCAAUAUGGUGACAUUAGGACUCUGUACACUGCUUGCAAACAUAGGGGUUUUGUGAUGAUAUCUUAUUAUGACAUCCGUGCUGCUCGAACUGCAAUGCGUGCAUUGCAAAACAAGCCGCUUAGAAGGAGAAAACUCGAUAUUCACUUCUCAAUUCCUAAGGAUAAUCCUUCUGAGAAGGAUGUCAAUCAAGGAACUCUUGUAGCUUUCAAUCUGGAUCCAUCAGUGUCAAAUGAAGACCUGCGUCUGAUUUUUGGUGUCUAUGGGGAGGUUAAAGAGAUCAGGGAAACACCACACAAGAGGCACCAUAAGUUCAUCGAGUUUUAUGAUGUGAGGGCUGCAGAAGCAGCACUUAAGCAGUUAAAUCGAAGUGACAUAGCUGGCAAACGCAUAAAGCUAGAACCAAGUCGCCCUGGCGGUGCUCGUCGAAAUUUGAUGUUGCAACUGAAUCAAGAGCUUGAGCAAGAUGAGCCUCGAAAUUUUCGCCAUCCAGUGGGUUCUCCAGUAACCAACUCCCCUCCAGGUAACUGGCUACAGCUCAACAGUCCAAUAGAACACAACCCUUUGCGGAGUAUCAGUAAAUCACCAGUUUUCAGGAACAUGAGCCCAACUCAUAGUAGUCAUGUCUCUGGGCUGGCUUCAAUUCUUCACCCUCAAGUCUCGAAUUCAAUGAAAGUCGCACCAAUUGGGAGAGAGCAUGGGAGGAGUAGCCUUUCACUACUUGGAUCUGCCUUCCAACAAUCCCAUUCACUACCUGACUCAAAGUUGAGCCAAUUUCAUGCAAGCAUGUCAUCGUUGGGUCCUUCAACAUCAAGCGGAUCUGUUAUGGAAACAUUAUCAGGCCCACAGUUUCUUUGGGGAAGCCAGAACUCUCAUCCGGAGCAGCAUACCAUUUCUUCAUCAGCCUCUUCGGCCUGGCCAAUGCCUUCAUCAACACGGCAUCCUUUUCCAUCCAAUGGGAAGGGACAUGUGUUGCCAUUUUCAGGUCGGCAUGGUUCUUUCCUGGGUCACCAACAACAUCUUCAUCAUCAUGUUGGUUCUGCUCCAUCUGGAGUCCCUCUGGAGAGGCACUUGGGAUUCCAGCCAGAUUCACCAGAGACAUCAUUCAUGAAUCCCGCUGCUUCAUUUGGAGGAUUUGGUAUGGGUCAGAAUGAUCGAAACUUCAUGAUGAAUAUGGGGGGACCACAUCCUCUUAUGAAUGGAGUUAAUAAUAUUUCUAGAACCAUGCCUGACAAUGGUGGUUCUUCAAGUUACAACAGAAUGAUGUCUUCCCCUAGGCUUAGUCCUGUUUUCUUAGGUAGUAGCCCAUAUGCAGCAGGACUUGCAUCCCCUAGCAUGGAUAAUUUUAUUGACCGUGGCAGUAGUAGACGGAUUGAGAGUAAUGGAAGCCAAGUUGAUACCAAGAAGCAGUUUCAGCUUGACUUGGAUAAGAUCAUGAAUGGGGAAGAUUCUCGGACGACACUAAUGAUAAAGAAUAUACCGAAUAAGUACACUUCUAAGAUGCUGCUUGCUGCCAUUGAUGAGAAGCACAGGGGUAGUUAUGAUUUCCUCUACUUGCCCAUUGAUUUCAAGAAUAAAUGCAACGUGGGCUAUGCAUUUAUCAAUAUGUUGUCUCCUUCGCACAUCGUCCCUUUUUACGAGGCGUUCAAUGGUAAGAAGUGGGAGAAGUUCAAUAGUGAGAAAGUUGCUUACUUGGCAUAUGCUAGGAUCCAGGGAAAGGCAGCUCUUGUGAACCAUUUCCAGAACUCGAGUCUUAUGAAUGAAGAUAAACGCUGCCGGCCAAUCCUGUUCCAUUCAGAGGGUCAGGAGUUUGUCGACCAGAUCAUUCAUGAGCAUCUACAGUCAAACAGUUUGAACAUUCAGUUCCGUCAGCCAAAUGGGUUAUAUUCUGAGGACUCUCCAGCUGGAAGUCCUACAGAUGAUUACCCUUUUGAUCAAAGAUGACAAUGAAGGAGGGGGAAGGUGGAUGGGGAUGCCCUUGGCCUGCACUUUAUUGAUGGUAGGACAUGGGGCAGACUAACUGUUUUGCGUGUAUAGUUUUCCAAGUGUACAAAUGUUGGGAGGGAAAUGAUCAUCUGGGGGAAGAAAAAGAGAGGAAAAAAGGAAGUUACUUGCAGGUUUUGUAUAAAGUAUUAGCGGCAGGUUCAGAAGAAGGGUAGCAGAAGCAUUUUGGGAUCCCCUCUUUGUCAACGAAUAAUGGUUCUUCUGUAGAUCAACAAGGAUAAAUGAUGACAGUUGAAGCACUCAAACUUGUCGCUGCUCACCACCAGCUUGUGCAUGGCAUGCUUUGUGUUUCUUUUUUCCCCAUUUACGCCUGCGGCGAAAUUAUGUACUCUGUCUCUGCAAUUAUUCUACAGAAUUGUACAGUGGUCAGACAAACACUAUCUGGGAUUUAAUUUAUGGAGCUCUGUUAUUGGAGACAUAAGUCAGUAGUAUAAUUCUCGACACAGAAAAUGGUUGGAACUUGGAAUAACUCAUCAAAUUCUCAACAGAAAUGGAUCGCACAACACUCGAGGUUAUUUGGCUACAUACAGGUUAUCUUCCCAUUAGUAAUUGGGCACCAACCCUAUCUGCUUUCCCUCCUUAGUUCUGAACUCAAGAUCAAUGAGGAAACAACAUUUAUUUUGCUCUCUAUUAUAUCUCACACGACCAUUCAUCAUAUUGAUCAACUUCCUCGAAAGACCAAGCCCAAGACCUUCCGGAGUUGCCCAUCGUUUCUCGCCUUCGACCAUGUCUUGGACGAGAGCACUAGGCAGGCCGGCACCAGGGUGUGUCAUUCUGAACUGUAAACGGAUGCACUCAUUGCCAUCUUGUAUCAGCUUCAAACCAGGCGCGACCUUGAUCUCUACCCAUCCAUUUGACGAAGGUGUAUGAUGAACAAUGCUCAGCAAGAAAUUUGACAGCACAAGCUGAAGCCUUAUUUGAUCACCAUACAGAGUAAGUGUCUUCGCUUCCUCGGGAACUUCAUGUAGCAGCUGGAUUUGCUUUUCCAUUACAGAGAUCAUGGCUUGGCUAACUAUGGCAUCCAAGACAUUUCCCAGGACGAACUCUUCCACGCAGAGCUCCACUUUGCUGCUUUCAACAGUAAUAAUGAAUUUUAUACGACCAGUAAUACAUUGACGUAGGAGUUAUAUAUAUCAACUGGGCCCUUCAACUAUAAAGUUACGUUUCUACUAUCGAAUACCUUGAACUAAGUUCUUUUAUAUGGUAGUGCCUCAAGUUUUCGACGUUUCCUGCUCAAGUCCCUGGUUAGUAAGUAGUUAAAGUGGAUCUCACCUUGUUGUCUGGGCAAUGGUGGUAGUGGUUUUUCUUCUUUAUUUUUGAUGAACGGACAGCAGGAUAAUUUUAUGUGUUUAUUUUAGGCAGACUAUGCACUUAUUCACUGCCCAAUCAGUAAGGAGGGGAUCCAAAUUAAUGGUCAACUAACAGGAGGCUGAUGGUAAAUACUUGAUUACGAGUGUAAGAAAUGAGGGAAGCACUACUAAAGGAAAAGAAAAUACUUCAGGGACUUUGAUAGAAGACACUCUAGUUGAGGGCUCCAAGUGAUAUAUAACUCCUGAUGUAGACUAUAGAUUCCAAAGAGCAGUAACUUACCCUUGUUCUAGUCUCCCAAGUUCUGCAUCCUUGAUAAUGGCCAUGAUCUGCCUUCCACAUGCAUCACUGGUUUCAAGGAACUGUUUCUGAUAUUCUGAUGUUGCUGUAGUCUCAAGAAGCAUGUGAGUGAAUCGAAUGCCACUCAGUGGAUUCAUCAUUUGCUGUCGUAUGUAAGCCAACUCUGUCAGCUUAUGCUCGUCGUCUUGUCUAUGAACUUCUAUAGGAUGCUGUUCAACCCCAGGAUCCACAAUCUGCAAGAAGCAGAAACAGCCAAUUAUGUCGCCUUGUGCAUUACUCCUUCUGUUGGCUGUUAUGACCACAUCCUUAAAAUUCCCAUCUCUAUCGGAAAACCCAAGUUGAAGCUUCUCAGUGUCUCGACCACUAAUUCCCUUAUAGAGCAGAAUCAUGAACUUGGUCAAACUAUCUUGACCUCUCAGCUGGCAUAGACCUCCAAAGAUCUCACCCGGAAGCACCUUACCUAUGACCUCCUCUCUGCUCCAACCUGUCAGCUUUUGUAUGGCGCUAUUCCACUCGGAACAACAAGCGUUCUCAUCAGAAGCAAAUAUUGGUGGAAUUAAGGGAUUAAGACUAUGAAUGAUCGCCUUGUAAUCCCCUUCUAGGCGAAUGAAUUUCUCUUUAACAAUCUUUUCGUGAGUAAUGUCUUGACCCACAAAGCAAACACCUAUGAUGUUGUUUGUGUAGUCCCUGCUGGUGCAAGCAUUAACCAUUAUGAAUAUGACCGAGUUUUCUUGGUGCGGCCCAAACGUCCUUAGUUUUAACUCCACAUUUUUGUCUUCUUCACCUGCACAGCUUUGGUUAGAAGGCUUUCAAUUUCACCCCUCGAGUCCUCAUGGACAAUAUCAUGAACAAGAGAUUUUCCCAUGGCUUCCUGGGGUUUUAAUCCAGUCAAAUCAGCAACUUUGGCAUUCCAGCCAUUUAUUAAACCAGCAAGAUCUACCCCAAAAAUGGGUGCUGUAGCUGUCUCAAUCAGCCUUACCAUUUCACUUGCCACCGAACUAAUUUCAUUUAUAUCCUCCAUCUCUGUGUCCAUGUUCUUGGAACAAACCAUUACCUUUGCACCGUUAACCUCCAUUUCAUGUAAAGCAUCUCUCAUUAUUAGUUGUAAUGAGUGAAUAGCAUUAAUCUCUGAAACCUCCCAUGGCAAACUUCUGCUUUUCACCACUUCAAGAAAUGCUUUAAACGAUGACCUUGGAUGCAUCUUCCCACCAUCGUCCUUGUCUUCCGGAUGAUGCUUUGCACCUCCCCAUUUCAUCUCUUUUGCAGUGUGAGAUCUGAACCAGAACAAGAAAUCUUGAGAGGUGAUACUAGCAGCGGCCAUGCCACAAACUGCGUCACCAAGAAAACCAGCACCAGGGUAUCCAGCAGCUGCUAAGCUGUCCGUGGUCAACCCUGUGGAAUCACCAUGAUUGUCAAGCAGCCAUUUCACAAUAUCUUUCACCUGUGAUUCCGUUGGAGUUACACCAAGCAACCAACACUUUCCACCAUAAAACAGAGCCGCUCCUUCGCAUCUCACCAGAUCCAUAAUGCUGGGAGACUGUGUGACAAUACCAAGAGGCGCAUCACGGAGAAGCAUAUCACAUAACAAAGUUUGUGUUUUCAGAACCUUCUUUUCCUGCAAUUGUGCAGCCAAUUGAAGCUCCAUGUAGAGCUGCAGGCCAAAUGCCUGCAUUAGAAAUUCACAUGCAUAACGCUGUGGGAAAGGGACAUACCGAGGGGAAGUGUGGUGGCACACAACCAAUCCCCAAAGCUUGGUUGAAUCAUUGCCAUUUAUGGUAACCGACAACACUAAUGAAGCAAUAGAACUCAUAUUGGCCAUGUACUGAGAGUGGCAGCCAUGUGGAGAGCGGAGAGUAGAAUUGGACAACAGCAGAGGCUGCUUCAACUCCUCACUCUGAAUGACCCUAACUUGAUUGGCAUUGCAAUCACAAAUCAUCCGAACCCGAUUCUGCUUGAACAAAAAGCGUGCAGCUUGAGGGAUAUCUGUUGCAGGGUAAUGAAGCCCUAAGUAGGGCUCUAAAUCCUCCCUUCUAAUCUCUGAAACUACCUCCCCAUGCUCAUCAUCGUGGAACUUAUACACCAUAACCCUGUCAAACCCCGUAAGCCUCUGCACAUCCUCCACAACCGUGUCACAUAAGACACCUAUAUCGCCACCAGGUAGUGACUGUAACCUUGAGAUUGCUUGAACAGCAAGUUUUUGAGACUGAACGGCACCAGCCCUCGAGAAUGCAGGAUCACUAGACCUUGCAGGCUCUAGAUCAAUGACAAUCCCAACAUCUACCCUGUGCAGUACAGCAUAGAAGGGCUUGUUUGUAACCCUGGAGUAAACCCAAACAGGGUUUAGAAAAGAAAGCUCUCUGGCAGCAGCAGCACUGGCCAAUGAAGCUCCCGAAGGAGGCGUGAAAAGGGUCCUAGCAUCCGUUCCAAUCAAACCCAUUUCCCCUCUCGACACAAUUUCAGAAGUUGAACCCAAACCCAACAAAUCAAAGCAGUUCUCGCUGUACCCAAUGAUCCCAAAACUCCCCUCUUCGACGGCGAGCAUACAGCCAACCGGCUGAAUGAAACCGCCCCUUUGGAUUUUGGACAGGUAAAUAGCAAUCUGUUCCUCGGGAACAGACUGGGGAGGGAAACGAACUGAUUUAGAGUAGUUAAACGACGAGCUAGACCUACCGGAACGCUCGAAUUCGGCGAGAAGGCCGGCGUCCGCGCUGAACUGGGCAAGGGUUGCUUUCCCCUUCUUGGCAUCGUUGAUCGUCUUCAUGUUGCUCGCCGCCGAUGACGAAGACGCAGCGGGGGAAGCUCCACUCCGUCUUUGCUUGCUGCUGCUUUCGUCUCUGUGAAGUCCCAUGGUGGAGAAUGAUUGAGUGGAAACGAAGCGGGAUUUAUGCUUGCUCUGAUGUAGUGGUGGUGGUAUCUGGAGAGUGUUGGGAGAUAUUUUGGUUUCGCCCUCAAUUCAUGGUGGAGAAGAAGGAGCAGGAGCAGGACGGGUAGCUGGGGCUUUGUCACCAUCAUCAUCGCUUCUCCGUACUUCCUUUUGAU
Linum tenue is the source of this 8890-nucleotide messenger RNA. NCBI's taxonomy places the organism in Eukaryota, Viridiplantae, Streptophyta, Magnoliopsida, Malpighiales, Linaceae. The record is from the annotation of a GenBank genome assembly.